AUGGACUUCGAGAAGGAGUCACGAAAACGGAAGAAGAACGAGACUCCGCCCGCCGCCCCUACGUCAGAAGACAAACCAGUGGGCAUCCACAAGAGAGCCAAGGGGACUACCGACUCCGAGGGUUUCACCAGGGCCCCCAGAACGGCGCCACCCCGGCGUAUCACUACCGCCGACCCGCCGCCGCUAAGUAACGUCUUCCAAGUACUGGACACCAGCGAGCAGACGAGCAGCAACACGCCGCCGGCUGCAAACGCACCCAGCAAGUCCAGGAAGCCUCCCCCCAUCACAAUAAAGUACGACAAACCGUACAUUGAGCUGCAUGAGGCGAUACAAGAAAUCACAAACGAACCAAUCCGGUUCAAGCAACAAGGCAAGGGUACACCUUUGCCAACGCUGCAGCCCACAACAGACGGAACGUCGGUCCCUAGCCAGCGGCAAUCAGAACCACAGCAGCAGCAGCCGCCGCCACCUCCGCCAGGCCGACAGCCGCCAGCCGCCGUCACCACCGCCAGGCAGACAGCCGCCGUCACCACCGCCAGGCAGACAGCCGCCGUCACCACCGCCAGGCAGACAGCCGCCGUCACCACCGCCAGGCAGACAGCCGCCGUCACCACCGCCAGGCAGACAGCCGCCGUCACCACCGCCAGGCAGACAGCCGCCGUCACGGAAGCCACGAAAGACACCCCGACAACAACGAGGGCUACCGCCGCCAUCACCACACCCAUGGCAGCACCACCAUCGACGCUGUCGGACAAGGACAACAACGCCAUCAAGGACCAGGCGUCACAAACGAACGCCAGCCGCACCGCCAUCAUGAGGAGGCGCCCAUCACUUGCAGUCCGAAGAAGAUGGACACCUAAUAAACCAGCACACCCCGCGCCAACCACUGCAACCAACCACUGCAACCAACCCGAUGACCCAGGACAACGCAGCCGCGUGCCUGGAGGCUGUGCAAGUGGCAAUGACAACCGCAAUGGAGGCCAUUGUGAAAUACAUCCCGCAGCAGAUAAGCGCUGCAAUUCAAGCUGCCAUGCAGGCACUCCCACCGACCAACCCAAGGAACCAACUUGGGUACUAGGCCACAUGGAUUAA
Schistocerca nitens (vagrant locust) is the source of this 1092-nucleotide messenger RNA. Its product is annotated as proteoglycan 4-like. The record is from RefSeq and is a predicted model, not a curated record. The coding region runs from base 1 to 1092 and encodes 363 amino acids. NCBI's taxonomy places the organism in Eukaryota, Metazoa, Arthropoda, Insecta, Orthoptera, Acrididae. The transcript is spliced from 2 exons.